AUGAGCUCCAACACCGGUCCAUUGGCGUUUUUACAGGUUACGCAGGUCCGGGAUGUUAUCCAGGACAUUGCGUCUCCACAUGCGCACAUAUUAUCUGAGGCUUUAAUUUUCGGAGUCGUGAUUGUCGAUUUUGGUGGAAGUAACGCUGCUUUGGGUAAGUUUGUAGAUUUGAUACAAAAGAAAGAAAAGCUGCAAGGCGCUGGCUCUGUGGUUAUCUACGUUGGACAAGAAGAGAAGGUCACGUCCAAUGAACGGAAGCCCCCGUCCGAAGACCUGCAAAAAGCCUUCCCAAUUGUCAGCAACAUCGCAGACAUUCGAGACGCGGUCAUCGCGAAAAUAGGAAGACAAGCAUACUACGACGAUUUGCAAGCGAACUGGGGGGAAUGGAUCAGUGACAGGGAACUAACAUCGCAGAUUUGA
Aspergillus chevalieri is the source of this 420-nucleotide messenger RNA. RefSeq lists its product as uncharacterized. Bases 1 to 420 code for a protein of 139 amino acids. The transcript is spliced from 3 exons. NCBI's taxonomy places the organism in Eukaryota, Fungi, Ascomycota, Eurotiomycetes, Eurotiales, Aspergillaceae. The record is from RefSeq and is a predicted model, not a curated record.